AUGGAUAAUAACCGAGCAUCUUCGCUCUCCGACUCAGGAACAGCAUUCGAAAAUGUCCCGAUGGAUAAUCAGACCCGUGGUGUAGGUGCAGGUGCAUCGAUUGAAAAGGGAUCGUAUGAGGAUGGGAAAGUCCCGUUCAUGACGGCGAGGACGUUCUUUAUGUGUAUACUGGUUUCCAUGGGUGGUAUCUGUUUUGGGUAUGAUACCGGACAGAUCAGUGGAUUUCUGGAGAUGGAGAACUUCCUGUAUAACUUUGCCGACCAGAGAGAACCUACUCUUGCCUUUACUUGGCGACGAUCGGGACUGAUUGUUGGAAUGCUCUCCAUCGGAACUCUCUUCGGUGCUUUAAUCUCUGCACCUAUUGCCAACCAUCCAAAGGUUGGAAGAAGACUUAGUAUAUUCGGAUGGUGUAUGGUCUUCAUCGUCGGAAACAUCAUCCAGAUCGCUGCAUCAUAUCCCAAGUGGUACGAGAUGAUGGUUGGACGUAUUGUUGCUGGUCUCGCCAUCGGAGGUCUUUCUGUUCUCGUACCUAUGUAUCAAGGAGAAAGCUCCCCCGCUCAUAUCCGUGGUGCCAUCGUCUGUUGCUACCAACUCUUCAUCACCAUCGGGAUCCUCCUCGCCAACCUCAUCAACUUCGGCACCGAAUCAAUUUCCAACACCGGAUCAUGGCGAAUCCCCAUCGGUAUCAGUUUCGCAUGGGCUCUAAUCCUAGCCAUCGGCAUCCUCUUCUUCCCAGAAACUCCACGAUUCGACUUCCGUAACGGGAAAAUCGAUAAAGCGCGCAAGACUAUCGCGAAGCUCCAUGGUGUCAGUGAGAACCAUCGUGUCGUAAGAGAUACUAUGCUUGAUCUUGAGGAAAAGCUCGCUGCAGAGGACACGAAGACUGGAAUUUUGGAGGUGUUCAAGGGAGAGAGGAUGAUGUAUCGUAUCCUCCUCGGUGUUGGAAUCCAGGCAUUCCAGCAGUUGACCGGUGCCAAUUACUUUUUCUACUACGGAACAACCAUCUUCUCCUCAAUCGGUAUCGACAACUCCUUCAUCACACAAAUCAUUCUCGGCUCCGUCAACGUCAUCUGCACCUUCCCAGGCCUCUACAUGGUCGAGAAAUUCGGCCGCAGGAGAUGUCUUACUAUUGGUGCGCUAUGGAUGGCGAUGUGUUUCCUGGUGUUCGCGUCGCUGGGUAACUUCAAACUUUACAAUGCGGACGGAAGUAGCAACCAGACCAUUGGAUAUGUUAUGAUUGUGUUUGCUUCGCUUUUCAUUGCGGCGUUUGCUAGUACGUGGGGUCCAAUGGCUUGGGCUGUGGUUGCAGAGAUGUAUCCUGGCAAAUACAGGAGUCAAGGUAUUGCGUUUUGCAGUGCGAGUAACUGGUUCUUUAACUUCUAUCUCGCCUUCUUCACACCCCUCAUCACGGACCAGAUCGAUUUCGCAUACGGAUAUGUCUUCGCCGGCUGUAACAUCUGCGCCGCUCUUCUCAUCUACUUCUUCUUAAUUGAAUCCAACGGCAAAUCCCUCGAGGAAAUAGACACGAUGUACUGCAUGCACGUCCCACCGCGCAAAUCCACACACUGGACUCUUCCAGAAGACGUUGUUGCUGCUAAUGCUCUUGCCCGAGAGCAAGGACAACGCGAUCGUGGUUUGAGAGAGCGGAAACAUAAUCUCGCUAAUGGGGGAGAGAAGAAUGAAGUUGAGAAUGUUGGGAAUGGAAACACAGGUAUGUUUGAAGGGAGUAGAGCAUAG
Cadophora gregata is the source of this 1737-nucleotide messenger RNA. Its product is annotated as hexose transporter hxt1. Gene Ontology annotation, molecular function: carbohydrate:proton symporter activity. NCBI's taxonomy places the organism in Eukaryota, Fungi, Ascomycota, Leotiomycetes, Helotiales, Ploettnerulaceae. The transcript is spliced from 9 exons. Gene Ontology annotation, cellular component: plasma membrane. The record is from RefSeq and is a predicted model, not a curated record. Gene Ontology annotation, biological process: transmembrane transport; carbohydrate transport. The coding region runs from base 1 to 1737 and encodes 578 amino acids.